Coccidioides immitis RS is the source of this 1029-nucleotide messenger RNA. RefSeq lists its product as uncharacterized. The record is from RefSeq and is a predicted model, not a curated record. The coding region runs from base 1 to 282 and encodes 93 amino acids. Lineage: Eukaryota; Fungi; Ascomycota; Eurotiomycetes; Onygenales; Onygenaceae. The transcript is spliced from 2 exons.
AUGUGCUUUGGCAGCGCUCCGCGGCCGAAUCCCUAUCACUUUGUCCCCUACAGCGAGGCUGCAAGGCCGGCCUCGCUAGAUGAUGUUGCGAGAUGGAAUUCGGCGAUUAGAAUUUGCAACCCACCUAGAAAGUCGAGCGGCACCGAUAAGAUGAUGGGCAAGGGAUUAAACAUCACAACUGACGAAAUUCGACGUCGGUCUGACAGUGGUGGAAGCGCAGUUAAGCAGUUGAUGGCGUUUACCAUUAAAUUCUUUGCGAACACUUUAAUCUCAUUGAAUUGAGGGACUCAAAUAAAAUCUUUGGCAAGUAUAAUAAUACAGCCAAGUGGGAGCUUGCGACCUUAUAUCUUAACAUUUUAAAAACCAAUCUUAGGCCAGCCCCAAGGCGAACGGAUCAGCAGUCAUCGCCUGCAUAGCCAUCCACCCGUCCAGCCAUGACACAUCAUCUAGUUGUGGGUCACUCUGGUGCAUGUUCUGCUCUUGGCAAAUAACCUCAUCAACGGCCUGCCAUAUCUUUGGGUCAGAAAUGGGCUGUUGAACUUGGAAAUAAGUCUUCAGGGUAGUAUCCAUGUCUGGGUUGUCCAGCGAAGCUUGCCAUUUUUCCUUAGUCUUUGCAAUAGAAUCAAGGGCGCGUGUGGCGCUUCGGAACGCGAUAGAAAGCUCUUUUAACGCUUCGCAGCAGACUUUAAGAUCGUUGACCGCAGCUUCACGCGUAGAGCUGUCUUCUGAUGUGCAUGAGAGAAGUAAGUGCACUAGAGUAGCAGAAAAUAUCAUAUGUACUCCCUGGAUAUUCAUCCUGCGUAGGGACCAUUGUUGCUUGUAUAUCUGAAGAAUUAAAGCAAUCGCACGCGCCGACUCGGCACAUCCUUCCCGAAUGUCUGUGGUCAUGGCACCGCUAGCGCCAGCAAUCAAAGGGUGAUUUGCGAAUAUCAUUACCUCGUGGUAUUGCAUGUGGAGUAACAGGGUAUGGGGCAAUGUGAUGCUCGACUGGAAGAUCGAUUCUGUCGAAAUCUCAGGGGGUAAUGAUUG